Messenger RNA from Spinacia oleracea (spinach), 1095 nucleotides. RefSeq names its product transmembrane emp24 domain-containing protein p24beta3. NCBI's taxonomy places the organism in Eukaryota, Viridiplantae, Streptophyta, Magnoliopsida, Caryophyllales, Amaranthaceae. The transcript has 4 exons. The coding region runs from base 114 to 767 and encodes 217 amino acids. The record is from RefSeq and is a predicted model, not a curated record.
UAACCAUAGCAAUUUCCAUUCCUCAACACAUCUCCCUCUCUAUUCCCCCUCUCUUCUCCGCCCGUAGUCAAAUCAAAUCUCGCCGGAAAACUACCGGAACUUCAUCGGAAAAAAUGGAGGUCGAAGGAGAGAGAAAGCGUUUGGUACAGAUCUAUAUGAUACUAGGACUCUUACUGAGCUGCUACGUUUCGAAGCUAUCUGCUCUGUCCGUCACUGUAAACGAUGUCGAGUGUGUGUAUGAGUAUGUUCUUUACGAAGGCGAUACUAUUUCCGGUAAUUUCGUGGUUGUUGAUCAUGAUAUAUUCUGGAGCUCCGAUCAUCCCGGUAUCGAUUUCACCGUAACAUCUCCAGCAGGCAAUGUUGUCCACACUCAGAAAGGAACAUCUGGUGACAAGUUUGAAUUGAAAGCUCCCCGAAGUGGGAUGUAUAAAUUCUGUUUCCACAAUCCGUACUCAGCACCAGAGACUGUCUCUUUCUACAUUCAUGUUGGUCAUAUUCCAAGCGAGCAUAAUAUUGCGAAAGAUGAGCACUUGGACCCAAUCAAUGUCAAAAUUGCCGAGCUCAGAGAAGCACUGGAGUCUGUAACUGCAGAGCAGAAGUAUUUAAAAGCGCGUGAUACGCGUCAUCGUCAUACGAAUGAGAGCACUAGAAAGCGUGUCAUCUUUUAUACAUUGGCUGAGUACCUGAUGCUGAUAGUAGCCAGUGGGCUUCAAGUCGUAUAUAUUCGUAAGUUAUUCAGCAAGUCUGUGGGUUACAACCGUGUUUGAGAUGCGUACCUAUUUAUUUUCUGUUGCCGCUUACUAGAUUUAGAUAAGAAAGAAAGAGUUCACGAAAGGUUGCUUUGUUUUGUAGAUCUUUUUUUUCAUAUACUUUCUAUUCCUGGUUGUAUGUGAGGUAAAUAUGUUGCUAAAAGUUACAUCGACUAGUGUGACUGAUACUGUGUCAAUUUACAUGUACUUUUCUCUCCUUUGGAGGGAAGCAUUGCCUCAAUAGACGGAACUGAUUGUAGUACUUGGCAGAACAAACUCCAUCAGCCAUGUACAUCAUUCAUCUUAGAAAUAUCCCUUAAUAAUAGUUUACUAUAAUCGGUCAAAA